AUGGUGGGUUUUCGAACGACGAGGAAGAAAAAGAACGACGAGAACGACAACAACAAGAACAAGAAUAAAGGAGGAGGAUUUCUAAAAAAAGGAGUUCUAAAAGAUGAUCUCUCUCAAAAUGAUUUAACGAAUGGCGUCAGCAUCAGCGGUGCGUCAGAGACGGAGAGAGUCUUUAACAGGAACGAUGACGCAUCGAAGACAAAUUUUGGUGUUACGAGAACAGAAGAAGCUUUACACGAUUCUUACGUAAACAACAACAACAACAACAACAACAACAACAACAACAACAACGACAACGCGUUGACGAUUCAGACGACAGAGACAGAGACAGAAGAGGACAAAACUCUCGGUGAUAAUAAAACAACAAAAGAGAGAAGAAGAAAGACAGAAAUUAUAGAACGGGAAGCGCAAUUGGAGAUUAAAGAGGAACUCAUCGAGGAAAUCGCGACGCUGCGACUGUUUAAAGAACGCGCGAACGACGACAACAACAACAUUAAAAACAAGAACAUGCAAGAACAAAAAAACUUAGAAGAGAAACUUUCAAAAGCGCACGAGAAACGAAUCGAAGAGAUGAUGUCAGAGCGUGAAAAUUUAUUGAACGAACUUAACGACGCGCGGAGGAAGCGGGAGGAAAUCGAGCGCGUGUCUUUAUCGAUGAAGGCGAAAGAGGAGGAGGAGAAGAAAAGUUUACGAAACCGCACCGAGGCAUUAGAGAGGGAGAACGAGAGGUGCAAGAAAGAGAUUGAAGAUUGGAAAGAAGAGGCGAAGACGUUGAAGGAGAAAAAGGAGAAGAGAGAUCGCGAUGAUGAUAACGGGAAGAGCAGUAGCAACAGCAACGGAAACGCGACGACGACGACGAAAGAAGAGAAAGGCAAAGGAGGAGGAGGAGGAGGAGGAGGAGGAGGAGGAGGAGGAAAAGAAGAAGCAGAAGAAGAGAAAACAAAAGCCGCCACAAAUGACGACAAUAACGACGACAACGACGACGUCCGAAACAAUCCGUUUCACAAAGAGAUGAUGGUUAAGAAAGCGAAAGAGGUUGAAAAUCUCACGAAAAUGUUGAAAGAAGCCGACGAGGCGAUUCAAUCCGUGGAGUCGUUCGCGAAAGAUAUGGAGCGCAAGUUUACGUAUUCUGAAAACGAAAAGAAAUAUUUUCAGGAAGAUUUAACGCAAAUGAAAAAAGAGUACGAUGUUCUAGAGAAGUUCACUCGCGAGCGCGGCGCGAGCGCGAUGGUGGCGUUUGCAAACGCGCAACGCGAGCGCGAGAAACUCGAGCGGCGUUUGGAGGAAGCGCAAAGGCUUUUAGUGGAACAAGAGGAAUAUUUUGUAGAAAGCGCGGCAGCAACGGUAGCAGCAGCAGGAGGAGGAGUCGAAGAUGGAAAGGAGCUCGAAGAACGGCAGCAGCAACAUGUUCGUCUCCUCAAAGAGUACCAAAAAAGGGCAAUAGAUGCGGAAGAGCAACUUUUAUCCGCCACCGCGCAAGCGGAAAACGAAGCCGCUCAACAUCUCGAAAAUCUCAAAAGUUCCGAACGCGAGAAGCAAGUCUUGGAAGACCGCUUACGCACCGAGGAACGGAAAGUCGAAUCUGUGCGCCACGAGCUGAACGAGUGCACCUCGAAACUUCUCCUCCUCGAAACGUCCUCGCGAGAAUUAAAAGACGAACUCGAGGACAAGCGAAAAGUCAUCGAAGGUUUAAAAAAAGAUAUCGACGUGCAAGACGAAAUCUUGAUCCAAAAAGAACUCACCAUCGAAAAGAACGAGGAAUUAUUCAACGAGAAAUUGAUGAAAGAAGCUCUCGUGGCGAAAGAAAUCGUCGACGAUGCCGUAUUGAGGUGCACCGAGGCGGAAGAGAAGAUGGACUUGGCCGAGACGAAAGCGAAAGCGCUCGAGAAACAACUCCUUUUUGCAGAAGAAGAAGAAGAAGAAGAAGAAGAAGAAGAACAGUAG
Messenger RNA from Bathycoccus prasinos, 1944 nucleotides. Its product is annotated as chromosome segregation protein SMC. Bases 1 to 1944 code for a protein of 647 amino acids. The record is from RefSeq and is a predicted model, not a curated record. The transcript has a single exon. Lineage: Eukaryota; Viridiplantae; Chlorophyta; Mamiellophyceae; Mamiellales; Bathycoccaceae.